AUGAUUUUUUUCGUGCUGCUGAGUCGUGCUGCUCAGUACCCUAAUUACAGGACCCCCAUUGGUCAGUCCUCAGGGCGCUCAAGAGCCAAUCACAGCACGGCUAACAGCAUGGCCCAGCCAGAAACCGGGCAAGUUGGAAAUGGCGCGAGCAGGAAGACCAGCGUUUUCCUGCAUGAUCACGGGAUUGCUGCUUGCAACGGCGUUAUUACCAGGAGCUUAUUAGCAGGUAAGCAUUUUUCUCAGUUUGAAACGUCCAACAUCUGGUACUGACGGAUCCUGCUUUUAAUGUCCCUCGCAGACUUUCUGGGGGCCGGUCCAGUGGGGGAGCGGCAAAAAGGAGACGAUGCUGAGGAAAAGCCUGCCGACUCAUCUGCCCUGAAGAAACUGACCCGGAACAGGAGGAAUAUCAGCUGGUACAGACGACUCCCGGAUUUCUGGGACUGGUACAAGCACUUCAUGAACACAGGGAACCAGGAGGGGGUGGAGGACCUUGACCGUGUGUACCUCGGGUAUCUUCAGAACAAACACAGGGUGGACGAGGGGGCUCCUUCCUUCAACCACUACCUCCAUCACUUGUCAGAGAUUUACAAGGCCUGUGCCGACUCCGACGAUCCCGAAUGCCUUGCUGAGCACACCAGCAAACCCAAAGCCAAGAUUGUGAUGCCUAAAGAUAUCCCUCUGAAGGCCAUCUGCGACCCGUUUAGAGAUCCCUUCUGCCUGUACGCCAGAAUGAUGGCCAAAGAUCCUGUUGCUGAGCCGGCCCCGGCCCCAGCUCCUGCCAAAGCCCCUGCCCCUGUUGAAAGUCCCAUCCCUAUCCUGACUCCCCUGCUUCCACUGCCUGGUAAGGCCCCGCUGGGUUAUUACUACUAUGCCCCGAUCCUCAAACCGUUCCUGUCGGCCGAGCAGCGUGCUGAGCUCCUUCGCAUCUGCAACCCUACCGACGUCGAGUGCCUGCAGUACCACCUCCGCGCCGCAUAUGGCUACAGGCCUGCCCCCGGCCCUGCCCCAUCUUACGCACACCUUGGCUGCGACCCAACAAAGGACCCCUACUGCCGGCCCAAGCUGGUGGCCAAGGCCCCAUCAGGCCUGUACCACCUGUUCCCCACCUGUGACCCUGACCACGACCCUUUCUGCCUGCCGGCCCCGGCUCCUGCUCCCCAGUCUGCUGCCAAGGCCAAGGAGGCCCCCAAGGAACAGAGGUGCAACCCGCUCUUUGACGACAACUGCAAUCCCCUGACCGCCAUGAAGCUGGCCAGCCUCACCAAGCCCGUUUUAGAGUACACCCCCAAGGACGAGCCCACCCCCAACCUGGCCUGCGACCCUCGCUAUGACCCCUACUGCAUCCUGGGAGCCGCUGCCGCCCUGAUGAAACCACCCCUGCCCCUGCCCCAGGCCCAGACGCGCCACCAUCUCGGCAUCCGGGGGAAGACGAAGGAGGGUCACGACUGCUACCUGUUCUAUGACGAGGAGUGCUACCCCCCGGGCUCCAAGGGCGACGCCCCUGCCGCCUCCACCGCUGAGGGCCCCAAGGCUGAUUGCCACCCCUACGACCCCACCUGUGGGAAGUUUGCCGCCCAGGCUGGUGACGCCCCCGCCACUGGCUCUGUCCGAAAUGGUGUGAUUGAGCCCCACCCCGACUGCGACCCCGAGUAUGACUACAACUGCCGCCUGCGCCGGGCUGAGCCCACGGCUGCCGACGAGGCACCCCAGGAGAACAAAGUGACGGAGGAGCACAAGGACGAGCCUGCCCCCCAGGAGGAGGCCCCGGGCCACGACCCCUUCCAGAGUGGGCAGGGGGACCCCUACGCCAGCUACGCAGCACCGGACCACGCCGUCCCCAGCUUCGAAGACUUCCUGAGAGGGUACACAGACCAGUACAACAGAUAUGACUCCCCCCUGGACCUCCGUGCCUAUGCCGGGGGUUACAAGAAGAAGUAA
Messenger RNA from Megalops cyprinoides (Indo-Pacific tarpon), 1938 nucleotides. RefSeq names its product actinodin2 (gene and2). The record is from RefSeq and is a predicted model, not a curated record. Lineage: Eukaryota; Metazoa; Chordata; Actinopteri; Elopiformes; Megalopidae. The transcript is spliced from 5 exons.